UUUCAAUUCUGAUUUUCUAAUGAGUUCUGAUUCUAUUUCUGACUUGUUCUGAUUUUUAUUUCUGAUUUUCCAAUGGGGUAUAAUCUUGUUUCUGACUUGUCCGGGAUCGUGUUCUGAAAUACCUGUUUUCAGCGACAAACGCGAGUACAUGGAUUUAUUGAUCCUGCGUGAUCUCCAAAUUUUACCACACUACGCAUUUCUAUAAAUUUAUUUUGCUUUCUAACUGAAUAUUUAUUUUUUUAGAAUAUUGAUUCAAAAUUGUUUAAAAACUAAUGAGCUUGUCAGUUUCUAAAAAGAGGGGGUUUGAUGAUUCUUUUCAAUCUGAUGAUAGACGACUAGCUAAACGAUCUUGCUGGCAAAAUAACUUGCAUCGAAUUGGUCAAUUUUAUGUGUCAUUCGAGCCUGACACUUAAUUUUGAUGUCAAUAAGUACAAUUGCUCUUAUAUAAUUGGCCCAAAUGGGAGUGGAAAGAGUGCACUGUUUGCUGCUUUAAAUAUUGGACUUGGAGGAGCUGGUCGUUCAAACGAGAGAGGAAAACGGAUUAAUGAUUAUAUUAAAGAGAAUGAAAAUUAUUCAUUAAUCCGCAUUCACAUUUCAAACGAAGGCCCAAACAGCAUACCUGAUUACGGCGACAUUAUAAUUGUUGAACGACGUAUUACACAUAAAAUUUCAACUGUCACAAUCAAAACUCGUUUAAAUGAAGGAAAAGAGGAAAUUGUUGGGAAAAGAAGAGAACUUGAUUUAAUACUUCAACAAUUCAACAUUGAUUUAGAAAAUCCGCUUUCUUGGCUUUCUCAGGAUAGAGCGCGACAAUUUUUGCAGUCAAUGAAGCCACAGAGACUUUAUGAGUUAUACAAAAAGAGCUCGGAAAUGGACGGUGCUGAAGAUUUAUUUCGAAAUAUCGACACUCUCUUUGACGAAUUAACUAGAGUUGUCAAAUCUAUGGAUAAAGAAAAGACUGCAAAAGAAGCAAAAUAUCAACAAAUGAAAGCGCGUUUUGAUGCUGUAAAUCAACUUUCCAACAAAAAAGAAGCAAUUCAACGACUUUAUUGGUAUCAACUUUGGGCGCCUGUUCGAGAUGGAAAAAAUGAAAUUGAAGAACUUGGAAGGAAACUUAAAGUUAAUGAAGACAAGAAGAAUGAACAGGUGGCUAAAAAGGAUGAAUUGAUUAAGCAAAUUGGAGAUAUUAACAAACAACAAAAAAAUUUUGAAGAACAACUCGGUGCUGCUUCCUCUAAAUUUAGAGAACAUAAUGAAAAGUUGAAUGAACUGAAAAGGAAGGCUAGAGAAUUAAAUUUUGAUCAUCAUGACUUGGUCGAUAAAGUAAAACGGAAGCAAUGGAAUAUUGAUUUAUAUGAGAGGCAAUUACAAAAGGCAAAUAGAGAACUGAAGGAUUUGGUUGGAAGUUCUGGUCAUGAUCCUGAAACUGAAAAGAAUAAAUUAAAAGAAAAAUUGACUCAAAUAGCUGCUCAAAUGGAGGCUGCCGAGUUAGAACAAGCAUCUUAUACUAAUGAAUUGGGUUCCAUCAAAGUUGAUUAUGAGAAUCUUAAGAAGGAGUUUAAGGAAAACACCGACCAGCAUUCUUUAUUAGAACGAAGGCGAACACGUAUUAUUGAAGAGAAAACUUUAUUUGAACAAUCAAAGGCUGAUAAAUUGGCUAUUUUUGGAAAAGAUGUGCCUCGUUUACUUGAACUAAUCGACACAAAUAUUAAUUCUUUUAAAAAACGCCCAAUUGGCCCUAUUGGAAAUUAUAUCAAAUUGAAGGACAAAAAAUGGGCGAAUCCAAUAGAAUUUUGCUUGAAAAACAUGAUUGGAACUUUUUUGUGUGAUUCUUCAGAAGAUCGAAAAGCUUUGGAUGAAAUAUGCAAAACAUUACAAAUUAGAAAGCCGAAUGUUAUUACAACAGAAUUUGCUGAUCAAAAAUAUGAUUUAUUUGGAAGAGAGCCUCCAAAUGAAUUUACAACAAUUUUGCGUGUUUUAGAUGUUGAGAAUCCAACAGUCUUAAAUUAUAUUUUAGACAAAGUUAGAGCAGAAAGUGUUCUUCUCUUUGAAAAAGAUGAUGUUGCAAGAAAUGCAAUGUAUCCAAAGCCACCAAAAAAUGUAUCUAAAGCAAUUACCUUAGCCUGUUCAGAAGUUAACCCUCAAAGAGGAUCUCGACCUUAUCAAUUUUUCCGUGACCAUUCAAAUUUUCAAGCUCGAGUUUUGGACAAUCAUUUUAUGGCUUCAAAUUUGAAUGAUUUUAAUCAACAAUUGGAACAAUCAACAGAACAGUUGAGACAACAAAGUGAAAAAGUUGAAAAAUCAAAACGUUGUUUCCAAACAUUGGAAUUUAAACUUAAUAAUUUGAGACAAAAGAAGACUCAAACAGAAGCUCGUUUAAAUGGAUUAAAUGAAAGAAAAUAUGAAAUUGAAGAAGAAUUGAGUAAAUUGGAAGAUGAGGUGUUGAGUGAAGAUAAAAUAACUAAUUUGCGAACUUCAAUUCGCGAAAGUGAAGAUGAGAGAAAUGCUUUGCAAGUUAAAUUAACUGAAUUGGAACAGUCUCUUGCAGAAAAGACUGAAAAAAUGAAUGAAGCUGAAAAUAAAAUUGAAGCAUCUACAAAAAGGGCAGAUCAUUUAAAAAAUGAUUAUAAACAAAUUGAGAAUGAUAUAAAAAGUUGUCAGAUACAAAUAGAAAAAAAUCGUGAAAAAUUGGAGGACUGUGAAGGAUUAACUAAACGGGCAAAUGAUUUGAUUGUGAAAUAUAGAAAGCAGAUUGAAGACAAAACCAAAUCUUGUGAAAAGAAACGAGAAGAGGCUGAAAAGAAUCGAGACUAUUUAUUAGAAAAUCAUGCUGAAAUUGGUGAUGGAGUGCCAGACUUUGAUACAAUUCCUGAAACGGUUCAAUUGAAUAGAGAUAUUGAAGCUAUUCAAAAUGAAAUUAGAAAUGCUGAAAAAAAUAAAGAGCCUGUGCCAACAGAAGCUGAUUUAAUCAAUUAUAAAAAUAUUUAUAUAGAAUUCAAGGCAAAACUCAAAGUUUGGACGCGACGAUAUAACAUGUUAGAAAGUAUGAUCACUGCCCGUAAGAGACGUUUCGAUUUAAUCAGAACUAGUUUGCCUGGAAAAUUGGAAUGCUGGUUUAGAGAUCAUAUGAAUUACCGUGGAUAUAAAGCAAGUUUAGAUGUUCGAGAUGAUGAUGGAACUAUAAUGAUUAAAGUUGUGACACACAAGGCAAUGGAAGAAUCUUUUGCUGAACAAAGCUUGGAUGAAAGGGAUUCGCGUAUGCAGAAAAAAGUUUUGCAGGACUUGAAAGGGCUCUCAGGAGGAGAGCGUUCCUACACGACAGCUUGUUUUAUCAUGUCAUUAUGGAAAUGUAUGGAAUCUCCUUUUCGUUGUAUGGAUGAAUUUGAUGUUUUUAUGGAUAUGGUCAAUAGGCGUUACAUCAUGGAAAUGCUGGCUGACAUGGCGAAGGAUAGCAAGGAGGUGCAGUUCUUUUUCUUCACUCCCCAGCCAAUUCAAGAACUUAAAAGGGAUAUGUUUGAGGUGUUUACGCUUAAAAGAAUUGCCGGCAUCUUUAAUGAGGAGCAGCAGCAGCAAGAAAAUCAUGAAUAAUGUGAAGCUGAUGGAUAGGUUUAGAAUUGAUAAAUAUCUCAAGUUUUUUUUGAAAAUUUUUUCGACAUUCAAAACAAUUACUAUAAUUUAUUUGUC
Meloidogyne enterolobii is the source of this 3684-nucleotide messenger RNA. NCBI's taxonomy places the organism in Eukaryota, Metazoa, Nematoda, Chromadorea, Rhabditida, Meloidogynidae. The record is from the annotation of a GenBank genome assembly.